Erinaceus europaeus (western European hedgehog) is the source of this 4036-nucleotide messenger RNA. It is a transcript of the gene LETMD1, whose product is annotated as LETM1 domain containing 1. The record is from RefSeq and is a predicted model, not a curated record. The coding region runs from base 1 to 1125 and encodes 374 amino acids. Gene Ontology annotation, molecular function: ribosome binding. The transcript has 9 exons. Lineage: Eukaryota; Metazoa; Chordata; Mammalia; Eulipotyphla; Erinaceidae. Gene Ontology annotation, biological process: intracellular monoatomic cation homeostasis. Gene Ontology annotation, cellular component: mitochondrial inner membrane.
AUGGUCGCCUCCCCCGUCUUGUGCCCCUCCCUGGCUUUGAAGAUGGCGCUGUCCAGGGUGUGCUGGGCUCGGGCUGCUCUCUGGGGUUCAGCUGUCACCCAUGGACCUUAUGUCACCCGAAGGCUGCAACUUAUUCGCUGUGGCCUGACCUGGGGGACGCCUGGGUCUUCAAAGAUUCACCUUUCAUCAAAGGCAGAUGUGAAGAACUUGGUCUCUUAUGUGGUGACCAAGACAAAAAUGAUUAAUGGGAAAUACCAUCAGUUCUUGAGUCGUCAUUUCCCCCGCUUCUAUGUUCUAUACACAGUCUUCAUGAAAGGAUUGCAGAUGUUAUGGGCUGAUGCCAAAAAGGCUAGAAGAAUAAAGUCAAAUAUGUGGAAGCACAAUGUAAAGUUUCAUCAACUUUCAUACCGGGAGAUGGAGCAUUUGAGACAGUUCCGUCGAGACAUCAGCAAGUGUUUUUUCCUAGGUAUUAUUUCCAUUCCACCUUUUGCCAACUACCUGGUCUUCUUGCUAAUGUACCUGUUUCCUAGGCAACUUCUGGUCCAACAUUUCUGGACCCCAAAGCAACAAAUGGAAUUUUUAGAUAUCUAUCAUGGUCUCCGGAAACAAUCUCAUCCAGAAAUCCUUAGAUGUUUAGAAAGGGUUACCCCUCUCAUUUUUGACAAACAACUCCGGUGGAAUAUGACAGAUCUGUGCACCAAGAUUCGGCGUGGUACCCACCCAGCAACCCAUGAUAUUCUGGCUCUGAGAGAAUGUUUCUCUCAUCAUCCUCUGGGCUUAAACCAACUCCAUACUUUGCAGAUGAAAGCCUUUAGUCGGGCCUUGCUUCUUACACCUUACCUGCCUCCUUUUUUGUUGAGACGUCGUUUAAAGACUCACACCACUGUGAUUCACCAAUUGGAUCUGGCUUUGGCAAAGCUUGGGAUUAACCACCUAACUGCUCAGGAGGUGAAAUCGGCUUGUUAUCUUCGUGGGCUGAAUUCUACUCAUCUUGCUGAAGAGAGGUGUCGAACUUGGCUUGGAGAAUGGCUGCAGAUUUCCUGUAGCCUGAAAGAAGCCGAGUUGUCUCUCCUACUGCACAACGUAGUCCUGCUUUCCACCAACUACACUGGAACAAGACGCUGAGUGAACAUGGAGUGGAUGGCCUUGUCCUAAAGUCACACGGCACCGCAGCAUGGGACCAAAUAACACUUGUCAGUGAAGUCUGUGUGUACUGUUAGGUGUGUGGGAGGCAGAGAAGCAGGUGUCAGAGGCUUGUUGUGGAGGUUGGACCUGAAACCAACCCUCUCACCAGAGCUGGCUCCUUUGAGGUGUCAUCCCAACUCCUUAAGAAUUAGCCUGAGCUGGCAGCAACCUCUGUACUAAACUUCUCAUGGUCAUGUUUUAAGUUCAGGGCCCAGGGUGUGAAUUUCUGCCCUGGUGAAAUCCUCAUUUGGUGAGUACUCGACCACUGCCAUAUUUGUGACAGCUAUGUUUUUGGUAAAGACAUUUCUGGAUGAGUAGCACAGCACUCCUUAAACCAGAGCGCUUAUAUCCAUCCAUCCAUGGCCUUCAGAGCUCCCUGUCCUUGGUGACAUGACCAAAAUAGGAUUUUCUUUUUGUCCCCUCACUGGACUAAACCACUUCUUUCCUUUUCAUAUCCUUUGAACAGCUUAACUUAUUUUUAAAGUGAAUAACUUAUGCUAACAUCACAGAAAAUGCAAGUGCUUUUGACCACUUCCCAGUAUUUAUAGCCUUCACCCGCCUGUUGUCUUAAUGUCUGGGCUGUGAUAUAACCCUUGUGGAUCUUUAACUCAGCUACCUCCACUGUGUUGCAGAGAUCCAGCUGUAACUGACAGUGGCUGCCUUCUUUGAGCCAUGGAUCAAGUCUGUAAGGUUACAAUAAUGGCCCAGUCUGGGAGACCAGGAGAGAUCUACUUCAGAUAGUUAGGUUACUUUGUGUAUGUGUACAUCAAUGACCUGUAGUAACUUAUUUUAAUGCAUGAAGCACUGUUUUCAAAUCCAAGUAAAAACUACUUAAAACUAGUUGGUGAUGAUUACUUAUGCAUACUCUGAUUGUUUUGCUAAGGAUCCAUUUACAAGACUGACAUGAUGUAACCAAUGGGGAGAUAACUGGUUGGAACAGAACCUCUUACUGGCAUGGAAGUUUGAAGGAAUUGAUCUGAAAUUGAUCCUCAUGUUGGAUUUUAAGAUGGUAUUUAGGAAUAGGGAAUGGCUUGAGUUUAAAAUGGGGCCCAUGAAUAGGAACUUUAGGCUUAGCAGGACAAGGGCAGGAUCAGGGUCUGCUUCAGCUGAACAAGUAUACAAGAUCAAGUCAAGUUCGUGAUGAUGCAAAGAAUAUGUUCUUUUAUUCCUUUUUAAAAACAUUUCUGUUAGUUAGGGCUGACAAAAUAACUCACUUGGGUCAUGUUGCUUCGCCAUGUAAGUGACCCAGGUUCAAGGGCAGCCCCCACAGCAUUGAGGGAGUUUUGGUGCUGUGGUGUCUCUCUUAACCUGUCUAUCUUUCUGUAUAUUAAAAAAUUUUUUAUUUGUAACAAUCCCUAAUUCACCAGGUUUCAUGUUACAUACAGUUCUGGAGAAGAGUCCUUUUUCUAACAAGUAACUGAGUUCUGCCUGUUAAGAUAAAGAAUAACAUAUCAUUCUUUUGAAUAUUUCUUUAGCAUUACAUUUAAAUAUUCUCUUUAAAUACAGCAUUAUCACAAUUUAAAGGACCUAAAAGGAAAAAAAAAGUUUUCAGAGAACCAGACAAGCUUUGGAUUCACAUUGAAAAUACUACCUGUGUACAGUAUGUAAGAAAGGAAAUUGGAACAGUAAGUUUCAGUAAUAAGUCAUUUAUCUAGAUCCCAACUGAGUGGGACUGAAGCUGUCUGCUUCUAUAAUCAGAGGCCUACCUUUCCUAGCAGCCAUGAGCUAUAACUCUGUCCAGCUCAGAUAGCACCAGAAAUGAGAUGGAUGAGGUUAUAGAAAAGGCCUUUUAUUUUUACAUGACAGUUAAUGCUUGGGAUCAGUAUGAAUCAAAAUUGUAGUUUAAUGAAGUGAUGGAAUUAAAUUAAGAAUCUAGCUUUUUUAAAAACAAGUAUCUUAGGCAUUGGCAUUGAGGUUUUUUUUUUUUUUUUUUAAUUCAAAUAUUUGUUUGAUCCCAAAAGCUAAUGUGUCUCUUGCUGACCAGGUAAAAUCGGCUUCCUAGAUUAAUUUGGAGCCUUCCAGAAGGAAUGUACAGAGCUGACCCUCCCAACACAAGACUCAGAUUCAUUUCUCCAUAUAGUCAAAUUCCCAUUUAAGCUUCUAUCUUGUGUUUGAGGGUACCAGUCUAUGAUAGGGAACUGAACUGCAGACCAGUUCAGGACAGGUACUAAAGACUCAACUGUUUUAUAAGGCUGCAGGGGAACAAUCAGGCCAUAUAUGCUCAAUAAGAAGUCCCCUACAAAUGUAAAACAAAGCAAAAGCAGAGAGGCAGAUGGGUUAAAAGGCCUUUCAGGCUCCGUUUAGGUAUUCUGGUGGUGAAACCCUGCUGUGCCAUGCACAAAGACACCAAGGCCUUAGUAUACUCGUCCCCAAAGGCUUAAUGAGAACAGAUAGGAGCAGUGAGCUCUUCACUCUCACGUCUUCAUUUUAUUUCCUGCUAAUCAACAGUGCCAGGUGAAGUACUGUGUAAAGGAAGCUACAGAACAGUGUUUUGCUCCUUACUGCCUCCAUUUCAAAUCAGAAAGAAAAUUUGCUUAAAAAUAGACUAGAGUGGUGUAAGUUGGAACAGAUCCUUGAAUGUAAGUUAGAUAUAAGAGGAACAGGAACUGUACCUUCCCUGGUAGAAGAACUGAAUUUGAGUUUCACUUUAUGAACCUCAAAGGUUACAGUCAGAAUUUGAAAUCUUUGUAACCUGGGAAGUGUAUUUAAGUAUUGGUGACCUUCUAGUUUCUGUGUGUCACCAAGAUGGCCCAAUGAGCAUCUGCAGUUAUUGGGGGUGAACUGGAGUUGUAUAAAAACUCAACUCCUAUAUACCCACCAUGAGGGUAGACACAGAAAAAAGUAGAAUAAA